Choloepus didactylus (southern two-toed sloth) is the source of this 860-nucleotide messenger RNA. RefSeq lists its product as uncharacterized. The record is from RefSeq and is a predicted model, not a curated record. NCBI's taxonomy places the organism in Eukaryota, Metazoa, Chordata, Mammalia, Pilosa, Megalonychidae. The transcript is spliced from 3 exons. Bases 192 to 860 code for a protein of 222 amino acids.
GGCUUACGGCGGACUUCCCGCGCCUGAUCAACGCGAGAAGGAACCAGGACGUCAACCAGUGUGGGUUCCGGAAAGAUUGGUGAGAACCGUAUCAACGCCCGAGAGCGCUGAGAAGCUGCAGCCCGACCAAUUGGGAAAACCCCAAUAUGACAUAAGAGACCCAACCUUCAACGCUGGUGACGAUCAGCAAGAUGACCAGCAAGAUGAUGAGAAUGAUCCUGACCGCCUCCCCGUCGUCCAGGGGGAGGACCGGUGAUCCCAACCCCUACCCAAGCAUUGCCUCCCUUCUAAUGGUCAUGCUUACCCUCGCCUCUUCUACCCAGGCCAAUCCCCACCAGCCUUGGAAGUGGAUCCUUGCGCGUUGGGAAGACUCCAAGAUAAUUCUUUGUAAUACCACAGCAGGAGCCCCCUCCUUUGUUUUUAAUGCCAUUGAUUUGUUCCCCCCUCCUAAUCCAAAACCUAGAGGUUAUCCAGGCAGCCUAAAUAUACAAGAUUAUUAUAUGUGUCCAUCUUCAAAUCCUGGAAAAUCAUACUGCAAUUCCCCCUAUGAGUACUACUGUGCAUACUGGGGGUGUGAAACAUUAGCCACUGGCUGGAACCCUGCUGUCCCUGACAAAUUUCUAAAGCUUACAGUAACCCCUUAUCCUUGCCUAAAUCCAGGCAAUCGCUAUUUCGACAGGUACCUUUGUCCUAAAAGGCUAAUGCUCACCGUACAAGACCCUACCGAUACGUCUUGGCUUAUGGGUCGAACCUGGGGCUUCCGAAUUCAUCUAGCGGGGAAAGUGUAUCCGCCCUCGCUCAGGCAACUCCCCCAACCUCACAGCCUGCGCCAGUUACACGUCUCCCACGAGCUCUGCUAA